Papaver somniferum (opium poppy) is the source of this 1448-nucleotide messenger RNA. Its product is annotated as protein DETOXIFICATION 53-like. The record is from RefSeq and is a predicted model, not a curated record. Gene Ontology annotation, molecular function: antiporter activity; xenobiotic transmembrane transporter activity. The transcript has a single exon. Gene Ontology annotation, biological process: xenobiotic detoxification by transmembrane export across the plasma membrane. Lineage: Eukaryota; Viridiplantae; Streptophyta; Magnoliopsida; Ranunculales; Papaveraceae. Bases 1 to 1398 code for a protein of 465 amino acids. Gene Ontology annotation, cellular component: membrane.
AUGCAGGUGAUAGAGGAGCUCACAUCACUGGGGAAGAUUGCAGGACCAAUACUCAUUAUAAGUUUACUUUUGCAUUCAAAGUCCAUCAUCUCUAUGCUCUUCUUGGGAUAUCUAGGGGAUAUUGAGUUAGCUGGAGGAUCACUUGCCUUGGGGUUUGCUAACAUAACAGGGUACUCUAUCUUUAAAGGAUUAGCUAAAGGGAUGGAACCCAUUUGCUCACAAGCUUAUGGUGCCAGGAGAUGGUCUGUUAUUACGCAAACGUAUCAAAAAACUGUCGUUCUACUUGUAAUCGCAACCAUACCCAUCUUAUUGCUGUGGCUGAACAUGGAGAAAAUCCUGCUUUGGUUAUCUCAAGAUGCAAAUAUCACUUCAGUGGCAAGUGUCUACAUCACUUAUUCGCUUCCUGACUUGUUUGCGCAAGCCCACCUUCACCCAGUAAGGAUCUUCUUGAGGGCACAAAACUUGACCGCACCUCUAACAGUAACCGCCCUGGUUGCACUGGUCCUUCAUCUCCCUAUUAACUACUUCCUCGUAAUAUAUUUGAAGCUAGGAGUAGCAGGAGUUGCACUUGCCGCUGCUUGGAACACUGUUAACUUAAAUAUAGGGUUGUUAUGUUAUUUGGCUCUAUCAAAAACAGCACUAAAGCCUUGGAAAACUCCUAUGUCGUUCCUGUCUUUCCGAGGCUGGCAACCAUUGCUGGCUCUAGCAGUGCCCAGUGCGUUAUCAGUUUGUUUGGAGUGGUGGUGGUACGAGGUGAUGGUGCUUUUUUGUGGUCUUUUAAGUAAUCCAGAGGCAAAUUUGGCUGCAAUGGGCAUUCUUAUACAAACAACUGGUUUGAUUUAUGUGUUCCCUUCAUCGCUGAAUUUGGGAUUGUCAAUGCGUGUAGGACAUCAACUGGGAGCCGACCAGCCAACUAGAGCCCAAUUGACAGCCGUAAUUGGGUUAGCCAUCGCUGUAAUAUGUGGUUUUACAGCCUUAUUACUCAGUUUCUGUGUUAAAAAUUUGUUGGGAACGAUAUUUACAAGUGAUACACAGACACUUGCAUUGGUUUCCAUUGCCCUACCGAUAUUAGGCUUUUGUGAGCUUGGUAACUGUCCGCAAACAGCUGCAUGUGGAGUACUAACAGGUUCUGCACGACCAAAGGUGGGGGCGAAUAUAAAUUUUAUCUCAUUUUACCUUAUUGGCCUGCCAGUUGCAAUCACUUUAGGCUUUGGGUUCAAUAUUGGUUUCAAGGGACUAUGGCUGGGACUUGUUGCAGCACAAUUCUCAUGCUUGUGCAUGAUGGUGUUUGCAUUGGUUGGCACUGACUGGAAGCAUCAAGUGAAAAGAGCCCAGGAUUUGACUCAGGAGGCCGACAUUGAAACCAAGGUCGAUUUGGAAGAGAGCCUUCUUUGCUAACAUCGCCACACAUCUUGAUUGUCCAAGCAUUCAAUCUACUGAAACUGUAA